Funneliformis geosporum is the source of this 522-nucleotide messenger RNA. NCBI's taxonomy places the organism in Eukaryota, Fungi, Glomeromycota, Glomeromycetes, Glomerales, Glomeraceae. The record is from the annotation of a GenBank genome assembly.
AUGAGAAGAUGUAUUAACGGUGCUGGUUUGAUCAAGACUAUUUUCACACUAAAUCUACAAUUUACCACUGAACUAAAAGAACUCAAAUUAACAACUGGAGGUAUUUGUUCAAAAGAAAAAUUUCAAGUUAUUUUAUCAUUUUGUAAUAUAAGUAAAUGGAUUAUUCAACUUACAGAAACAACCGAACGUACAGGUGAUUUUUGCGGUGACACCUACGUCGAUGACGAGCUCCUAAAGUUUCUUGAGAGUAAAGUAGAAGUAGAUGAAUGGCUAAUUGACCGUUAUUUUGAAACAGUGAAAUCGUUUUUGAUCCCCUUGGAGGCUUCAGUGAAUCAAAGUAAGUUCAAAAUAGAAUUAAAGAAAGGUUUGGAAAUUCUUUGGAAAUGGCAAACCAGCCGCUCAGUUGUAAGUGGUCCAUGUGAAUAUGGACUUGAUAUGAAAACUGAGACCGGUGAUCCACCAUCUCGUAAAACGUCAGAGGGUCGCAUCUAUAAGUUUUGUUUAAUGGCAAGAAAGGAAUAG